AUGUCGACUCUUACCACCACAACACUCAAGUCGGCGUAUCCUCCUAUUUUACCCCCUCCAUUCACUGCCAACCAGCCUGAGACGAUCCGGCUUUACCCUUUAUCAAACUACACCUUCGGCACCAAGGAAACACAGCCAGAAGAAGACCCAUCGGUGGUAGCGAGGCUGAAGAGACUGGAAGAGCAUUACGACAAAUAUGGCAUGAGACGUACUUGCGAAGGCAUACUGGUUUGCCAUGAGCACAACCAUCCGCACGUACUGAUGCUGCAGAUUGCAAAUGCCUUCUUUAAGCUACCGGGAGACUAUCUUCCUCACGAUGCAGACGAAAUCGAAGGCUUCAAGAUGCGACUGAACGAACGCCUGGCUCCGACGAACCCGAAAGAAGGAGACACAGAAUGGGAGAUUGGCGACUGUCUGGCACAAUGGUGGCGCCCCAAUCACGAAACUUUUCUCUAUCCAUUUCUCCCCGCUCACGUCUCGAGACCGAAAGAGCUCAAGAAGUUGUAUUUCAUACACUUGCCACCCAGCAAAGUGCUCAGUGUGCCGAAGAAUAUGAAGCUACUGGCCGUCCCUCUGUUUGAGCUGUACGAUAACACCGCACGGUAUGGGCCGCAAUUGAGCGCGAUCCCACAUUACCUGUCGCGGUACCGGUUUGAAUUCGUCGACGAGGAUGGGAAUGUGAGUAGCGUCAUGCCCGGAGCUGGAGAGAUGCCGGGCUCAGAAAAGACAAUCAAAAUACUUGCUGGGCAGCAGCAGGAGGGGGAGGUCAAGACGGAGGUCAAGACGAAGGUCAAGACGGAGGUCAAGGGCGAAACUAAUACCAAUGCCGAUGCCGAUGUGAAGAUUGAAAAUGGGGACUGA
Exophiala spinifera is the source of this 861-nucleotide messenger RNA. RefSeq lists its product as uncharacterized. The record is from RefSeq and is a predicted model, not a curated record. The transcript is spliced from 4 exons. Gene Ontology annotation, molecular function: mRNA binding. Gene Ontology annotation, cellular component: mRNA cleavage factor complex. The coding region runs from base 1 to 861 and encodes 286 amino acids. Lineage: Eukaryota; Fungi; Ascomycota; Eurotiomycetes; Chaetothyriales; Herpotrichiellaceae.